Molecule: messenger RNA, 348 nt
Organism: Symbiodinium natans
Lineage: Eukaryota; Dinophyceae; Suessiales; Symbiodiniaceae
Source: the annotation of a GenBank genome assembly
AUGGGCAAAUCCUCCUCCAAAGUCGGCCUCGGACAGCGCAGGCAAGCUUUGAUCACCCGCUCUUGGAUCGCUGAGCUGCUGUUGGACGACAGACUGAUGGAUGAGAAAAGCCGCCAGUUUCGAAUCGCAUGGUUUCUGUGGAUAGGCAUCACCCUCUUGAUUUGCCUUGCCGCGGUUGCUUUGCUGGCCCUCCAGAUCGCAAAAGACAUUGAAGAUAUCGUUCGCGGCCAGCAUGAACAGAUUGUGGGCACCAUGGUCAUAAGCGCGAAUGUCGUUUGCAUGGUCGCUGCCAUUCUGAUAUACAUGCACGAGGUCCUGCCAUGCAGGAGCUCACCAAGAAAUGGUUGA